AAUGAGAGGGAAAGAGAUGGCAGCACUGACAACAAUUGUAUACCUCUGCUUAAUCGUCGGAGCUACGGCCAUGCCCGCAAUGGAUUGCAUCGAUGAAUCACCGGAAGGGGUGGCAAAAUGGUUCCAAAACUUGGGCCAUAGGAAGGAAAAGUUAACCACGUUUAAGUUGUAUUUGCAUGACCAGGUAAGUGGCAAGAACCCAACUGCAGUUGUAGUAGCCCGAGCCAACUUCACUUCCAAGACUCCCGCCCCCACCCCGUUCGGGACAAUCGUAGUGAUCGAUGAUCCGUUGACAGUUGGGUCUGAACUCAACUCUACAGUCAUGGCCCGGGCCCAGGGGAUUUAUUUAUCGGAUGGGCUGGAGGAAUUUGCUCUAAACAUGAACUUCAACUUUGUCUUUACGAGCGGAAAGUACAAGGGUAGCACUCUUAGCCUCUUUGGGCGGAACCCGGUCUUUCAUCCGUACCGUAAAUUGUCUAUUGUCGGAGGGACUGGUGUUUUUCGACUAGCACGAGGAAUCGUCACCGUGAAAACAUACCAGUUCAAUGCCACCUCCAAUGAUGCUUCCCUUCAGUAUUAUUUUGAUGUCCUUCACUAUUGAAAUGAUUGAUUGUUGGUCCAAUUAAACAAGAAUAGUUGUUCGUAACAAGAC
Messenger RNA from Rhododendron vialii, 652 nucleotides. RefSeq names its product dirigent protein 22-like. The record is from RefSeq and is a predicted model, not a curated record. The coding region runs from base 2 to 601 and encodes 199 amino acids. NCBI's taxonomy places the organism in Eukaryota, Viridiplantae, Streptophyta, Magnoliopsida, Ericales, Ericaceae. The transcript has a single exon.